Molecule: messenger RNA, 1825 nt
Organism: Oppiella nova
Lineage: Eukaryota; Metazoa; Arthropoda; Arachnida; Sarcoptiformes; Oppiidae
Source: the annotation of a GenBank genome assembly
AUUGAAUGAAUUGAUAUGAGUCUCGACUCGUCUGCCACAUCAUCAUUGGUUUGCCGAUUGAUUUCGUGAGUUGUCUAUUGAUGUGAGCCCUCACUCACAGCAAAACAAUAUGGGAACCAAAUUGUGGCUAAUCUUGUCGGUCAUGUCUGUCAUGACAUCGCUGUCAUCACAAGUGGUAACAUUUACCACAAAAGAGCCCUUUUUCAAGCCGUUCUUCACGACCAAAGACCCCCACGAUUUGUUUGACACAAACAAGUUGUUCACUACAAAGGCACCCAAUAAAGAGCAUAAACAGGAUAAACAGGACAAACAUCAUAACAACACAUAUCCCGGUGCCGGACAGUUGGAAGUUUUGAAUCCCAAUUACAAUGUGCCCCAUAACUCGUAUAACUCGUAUAACCCGUAUAACCCUAAUAACUCGCCCCCUAAUAACACCUACGCUCAGAGGCCCCGUCCUGUUUCACGACCUUAUGGUGGCGGUGGUUAUGGUGGACAGGUAGGUCAUGGAAAUGGUGGUCAAGGUCAUGGUAAUCAACGAUACGGUAAUAAGCCUUAUACUGAUCCAGGAUAUGAAAUCUAUAGAAGCAUGUACGGCUAUAAAGGUCCCGUUCCCCGUCUCAAUGGCCCGGCAUUCAGAGCGCAGACCCCAUACCAGCCCAGCGGCCGAAACAACACGCCGUCCUAUAUCUCCAACAGCCCAUCCUAUACGCCAAAUAAUCCGCCUCGAAAUGGGAACCGACCGACAGGUCCCUAUGGAAACGUGCCAAACGGUAAUAAUUAUCAAGGUAAUGGUGGUCAUUAUAAUGGUCCGACACAUUAUGGAGGGGAUGCUCCCAUUUACCAUGGCAAUCAAGAGAUACCUAUCUAUGGGGGUAACCCUCAGGUGCCGUACGGACCUAAUGGACCCAUCUAUGAUGGCGGCAACAACUACAUCGAGGCCCACCAUUACGGCACUGACCACUACUCUCAUCCGCCCAUUGAUUACAGCAAAUAUAUUCAACCGCAUCCUUACGGAGAGCUAUCGGAAUACAUGAGUCCCGAAGGGUAUAACCAAUACGCAAAUAUGUUAUACUCAGCACAUAACCUUCCCUACAACGCCCCUCCCAUGCCUUAUCAAUCAAACUAUAGUCAGCCGGGUGGUCCGGGAGGUCCAGGAGGCUAUAAUCCACAGAGAGAGUUCAAAAUGGUUGUAGCGGUAGUUGUUAUUCAGGGUAUGGCACCCAAUUAUAAGUACGGAAUAGCUAUAUACAAUAAUGGUGACAUAACCAAUGGUUGCCAUUCACUUGGAGGACAUUAUAAUCCUGGUAACCAUACUCACGGCAACUUGAACUAUCCCCAAAGUCACGCGGGUGACCUGGGUAGUGUAACAUCGGAUCCCCAGGGAGUUGCGUUUGUUAACAAAAUAGUGAAACAACGGUUUUCUAUAGAGGACAGCAAUCCAAUUGCCGGCCGAUCCGUAGGUAUUUGCAAGAAUCCCGAUGACUACGGACGGGGAGGUACUUAUGCCAGUUUGAGGGACGGUAACUGCGGGGAACUGAUUGCCUGCGGUAUCAUUGGUUACGCCAAUAAGGAGAGCCCCUCCACCAGUUACUCACAUACUGGUGGACACUAUAAGAAAUAAUAGAAAUGCGAUUAAUAUUAUCCGAUAAGAGUGUAUAAUAUUGAAUAAAUGUCAACACAUUUUCAUUGUUGCGUUUACACUAAUGUUUUAUUGUAGUAGUACCCAGAAUCUUUUUUCCCAUUUUUCCGCUUUUGUUUUGAUUUGUUUUAUUAAUUAAUUUGUAAUUAAUUUCAGUACUGAUCAAAACUUCAAAAUUAAUACAAU